GCGUUGGGUUUGUACUCGACCGGACGCUGGCGCUGGUGGGUGGCAGCUCGCUGUACGUGCGGUACUGCAGCUUUGAGGGAUACAAAUACCUGUUCUACGUGUACAGGCUCAGUGUGAGUGGCCACUCCGUUUUUGCGCUGCUCAACAAUACGAUGUUCUCCGGGGUAAGCCUGCUGUAUCAACACCACGGAUUCAGCGUGUCGGAUCACAGCGUGUUGCGCGUGGCGGGGAACAGCGGCUCAGCUCGUUACGCCAUCUAUAACGAUGACUUGUGGACUGUUCAGCGGUCAAGCUGGUUGGAUUGGCGCGACAACGACGUGGAAAUGGGUGCGAUGUUCUACGACAGUGGAUCCGCUUUUGUGACCAUUGACAGCAGCAGUGUUGUGACGCUGACGGGCUGCAGGAUGGGCUCGACGGGGUUGUCUGUUCCUUUGCUAUCGCGGGCUGACGCCGGCUACCGGUUUGUUGCUGGGUGUCUGACGGUCGCGGGACGGGUGGUGACGACGGCGGCUGAACUGGAUCUGAACGGCAUCACCAACGUGACGGCUGUUGCAGUGUGCGGGGAGUGCACGAAGGACGGCGACUGCUUUGCCCCGCUGACGACGGCGGUCAUUGACUGCAAGUGCCAGUGCGCUGCUGGAGGGCACGGCGAUGUGUGCGUCCCGGCGCCUGUGCCUGCUGGCCCGCCACCGUUACCGCCGUCAUCUCCCCCGCCACUGCCAUCGCCGCCAGCACCACCACCACCGCCGGUUGGUGAGUGCAUCAGCGACAUGGCGUACCCCGAGGUGGCGCAGGCAGUGGGCAGCGGGCUGUCGUGGCUGUGCUACCGCAACGUGACGUUCAGCGGGGGCGGCAUGAGCCUGACGGUGCUGAUUGGGGGGAUGAAGGGCGACGUGGCGAACGUCACGUUUGAUGGAUGCACGUGGAGGGACGGCGCCCUGCUGUUGCUGUUGGGCAACGCGAACGCCGCUGUGGGGUCGCUGAACAUUGUUGUCACCGGCAACACUUUCCGUGACGCGCUUCUCAGCCCGAAGGGUGGAUUUCCACCGCACACGAACAUCACGAUCAGCGGGAACCGCUUUACGGUCACGAGACUGAUCCCUCGGUCGGGUUUGGGCCUUGGGAGGCCGUCGUGCGUUGUGAUGAAUGGGCUGGCGAUCAGCAACGGCUCCGCGGCGGUGUUCAGUGGCAAUGUAUUUCAGAGCGUGACGGCAUCGUCAAGCGCCAUUUACGUUAUCAGAUCUGCGCUGAGUGUGUUGUGGCACUCCGUGUUUGCGGUGGUGGGCAACACGUUUCAUAUGGCUGGCGGUGACAGUACGCUGAUAUAUCUUGAAGGGUCUAGCCAAUCAUUUUCACUAAGUGUAAUGAACAACUCUGCCGUGGUGAUCCGAGGCAACGCUGUGACGAGACCGGUGAAGUACUUCAUUUUAUUUCUUUGGACAUCACGUGUGGAGUCUCGGUCAGCGGUUGUGUUUCAUGGCAACGACAUGCAGGGAAACUUGGCUGUGUUUUAUUCAACUUUUGCCGCCAACAUCUACUACAACUCCUGGCUGCAGUUGAACGGCAACCUUUGCCGCGUGUCUCCACGGGAUGCGUUUGCUGUGCUGAGCCCCACGGUGAAUCUCCGCGAUUCCACGAUGUCUGUGUCUGGCAACCGAUUCAUGUCCAACACCGUCUCGCCAACAAUGCUGCUGAUACCUCAAAGUUCCCGCGAUCUCACAAACGGAGCGAUUGUGGCUGCGUGCAACACUGUGAGCGGCGAGGAAGGAGUGGAAUACAGUGUUCCGUCCGUGUACAAUGUCACCAUCUUAAACUGCAGUGAUCCAUGCACCCUCGCAGCGUCGUGCUUCCCCGCGUACACGACGACGGCGUCGAGUGAUGGCUGCGCCUGCACGUGUGCUGAGGGCGGCUACGGCGAUGCGUGCCUGCCCGUUGCUGCUCCCGAGCCGCCGAGCACCGACGGAGCCGACUUGUGCGUGCGUGACGUGCGUGUGGAUGAGGAGGUGAACGCCGGUCUCGGGACGUCGGUGUUGUGCUACGUUGAUGUGACCUUUGCGGCGGACGUCGUGGUGGACGUGGCGUCGAUGUCGGGGAGCGUGCGCAACGUGACGCUGGCGGACUGCACGUUUGUGGGCGGAGCGAGCCUGUACGUUGUUGGGUGGCGGUCCGACCCGCCUGCUGGCGAGCGCGCCGAUGUGUUGAUCAGCGGGCUUGAGUCGCGCUCCGGCGGCGUGGUGGUGGCGAACCGAUUUCCGUCGGGCUCGCGCGUCACUGUGGUGGACUCGGUGCUGAUCGCAGAGAAGCGUGUUGCGUACCGCGGCGCCUACGGCCUUGGCGACGCCUCCGCGUGCCUCGUGCUGCACAGCGUGAAUCUGACUGGGAGCGUGCUGACCAUCGCGCGCACGCAUGUGGCGGCUGUGUUCCGCGACGCUGUUGGCGUGUUGGUGGUUGGCGGCGUGGCGCUGUCGUCGCGCGGUGCGCUGUACGUGGACAGAGUGUUGGUGCAGACGGCGCUGGGGCUUUGCGUGUCGGUGGAGGGCGGCGUUGCGGCCAUUGGCGGCUCCGUGGUGGCGUUUGUUGACAGCGACUUCCUGCUGUGCAAGCACGCGGUGUCUGUGCGUGGGGCUGUGAGCGUGUCGGGCUCCGCCGUGGCGCUUGUGCGGAGCGAAUUUUUGUCGACGGAGGACUACGCGGUGGCGUUUUAUUCGACGGUGAGUCUGGUCGGCGGGUCGAUGCUGCUGGCGAAGGGCAACGUGCACGACGGCGUCUCGAGGGAGAUGCUCUACGCCGCUGGCGCUGUGACCGCUGCUGGGAGCACGCUGAGCUUUGUGCGCAACCGAGCGCUGCUGCCACGAAUGCUGUCGGUGAGCCUGUCGCUUGCGUCUGGGGCGCAUUUGAGGGUGGCGUGCAACGACGCUGGUGGCCGUGUCCUGUCGACGGCGGAGGAGUACGCAGCGGCAGGUUUUGACGACGCUGGGAGCAUCGACAUUGUUGGGUGCGACGCCUGCGACAGGGACACGCACUGCUACGC
Molecule: messenger RNA, 3031 nt
Organism: Trypanosoma cruzi
Lineage: Eukaryota; Euglenozoa; Kinetoplastea; Trypanosomatida; Trypanosomatidae
Product: dispersed gene family protein 1 (DGF-1), putative
Exons: 1
Source: RefSeq, a predicted model, not a curated record